AUGAUUAAAUAUUUACUCCUUUGUCUCAUAGCUAUCAUUGCAAAUGGAGCAGUAUUGGGUAUUGAUUUCGGAUCUGAAUUCAUCAAAGCAGUUUUAAUAAGUCCAGGCAAAUCUUUUACAAUCAUAGAGAAUACUACAAGUAAACGUAAAACAGAAAAUGCUGUAUGAUCAAUUAUUUAUACUUAAGAUUGCAUUUUAUAAUAAAGAGCGAUUGUAUGAGAGUGAUGGUGUUUCAAAAAAAUCCAAAUCACCUAAGAAUACAUUUACAUUCUUAAACAAAUUUUUAGGAGCAUUAGCAAAUGACGAAAAAAUUGUAGAAAUUUCUAAAUAGUCUUAUGAAGAUUUUAAAAUAGAGAUUGAGGAGGUAAAGAUUUAAACAAUAUAAUUUUAGAGAGAAGGAACAUUUGCUUUUGAAGUUGAUGGUGUAUUGGUAGAAGGAAAGGAUACUAUGAUUGUAAAGGUUGAAGAAUUAGCAGGAAUGGUUCUUAAAUUUAUAGCUAAGUUAGUAGAUUUCAAUCAUUAAAUCUAAAUUAAAGAUGUUGUAUUGACAGUACCAAGUGAAUGGAACAUAAGUUAGAGAUCGUAAUUAAAAAUUAAAUAUUUUGUUUAGAGCAUUAAAAUCAGCCGCAUAAUUAGCAGAAUUAGAAGUUUUAGGAAUUAUCAAUGAAAAUACAGCAGCUGCUUUGUAUUAUGCACUUGAACGUUAAGAUGAAAAUAAACAUACUGCUUUAUUUUAUAAUAUAGGUUCAUAUAAUAUUCAAGUUUCUUUGGUGGAAUUCUAAGCUAUUGAUGCUCAAAAGAAAAAGAUUGAAACUUUAAGAGUUCUAGCUGAUUAUUCUAUUCCAAAUGCAGGUGGAUAAUCUUUAGAUCUUUUACUAGCAAAUCAUUUUGCCAAAGAGUUUGAUAGUUAGCCAUCAAGAUAAGGAAAGAAAUCAAUAUUUACAAAUUCUAGAGCAAUGAAUAAAUUAUUGAAGGCAUCCAAUAAAUAUAAAGAAAUAUUAUCAGCAAACAAGGAAAGUUAAGUUUAUUUGGAAGGUUUGAUUGAUGGAGAAGAUUAUACUACAUAAAUCUAGAGAUCAACUUUUGAAUCCUUAUUUGAAGAUAGACUACAACAAUUAAUUGAUCCAAUUAAUUAUGUUUUAGAAAAAUGUAACAAAACUAAAGAAGAUAUUAAUAUUGUUGAAUUGAUUGGUGGAGGAAUUAGAGUUCCUAAAAUCUAAUAGACAUUAGCUAAUUAUUUUGGAAGUGUAGAAGUAGGAACACAUUUAAAUGGAGAUGAAUCUAUGGCAUUUGGUGCUGCAUUCCAUGCUGCUAAUCUGUCUCAUUCCUUUAAAGUUAGACCAAUUUAAUUAACUGAUGGUUUUAGUUUCAGUAGUUCAAUUGAAAUUAAUGGAGUUAAUGAUGAUGAUUAUCAUAAAGAAUUUUCAUUAUUUGGAUAUAAAAAGAAAUAUGGAAGUACUCGUUCUUUAGAAUUCACUUAUGAUAAGAAUUUAAGAUUAGAUAUUUAUGUAGAAAAAGAUGGUUUAAAAUCUAAAUUAAUGUCUUAUCAUUUAAAUAAUAUAACUAAUGCCACAGAACUCAAUUUCACUAAACCAGAAAUCUCUCUUACUUUUAAAUCCACUUCACAUGAAUUUAUUAAAUUAGAGAGUGCUGAAAUGAAAGUUGAAGAAAUUAAACUCAUUGAAAUUAAACCUAAUGUUACAACAACUAAUACAACAUCAUCAUAAGAUAAAACUUAAUCUACAAAUAAAACUGAAACUAAAGAAAAUGAAUCAACUGAAGAGGGUGAUCUAUCUGAAGAAACAGAAUAAUAAGUAGAUGAAGAAGUUUAAAAAACAGAGGAACCACCAAAAAAUGAUGAACCUGUAGUAGAAGCACCUUAAUUCAAAAAAUAGAAAAUUAUUCAUACAUUCCCAAUUAAUUAUACUAUUACUCAUCAUUUUGUCUUGGGAUUAAAUUAAUAAGAAAUUGAUGAAUCUAAAAAAAUUAUUAAAUAAUUUGAAACUGCUGAAGAAAAUAGUAGAAAAUUAAGUGAAAUUAAAAAUAAAUUAGAAUCUCUUAUUUAUACAGUCAGAGAAGUCAAAGAUGCUGAAUAUUUCUAAAAAGCUUCAACUGAAACUGAAAGAAAUGAAAUCUUAAAGACAAUAGAAGAACAUGCUGAAUAUCUUGAUAGUGAUGAGGCAUGGACAGCUGAUUUUGAAAAAUUCAACACUAAAUUUACUUAAUUAAAUAAUAUGUAAUUAUUAUAUCUUAUUAAAAUAGGUUAAAACCAAUAUAAGUUAGAUUAGAUGAAGCUAAAGCUAGACCUUAGGCCAUUAAUGAAACAAUCACAAAAUUAACUGAUUUCCAUAAAAAGGCUAAUUCACUUAAUUCAACUAUGCCAUGGGUUCCUGAAGAGAAAAAAGUUAAAUUCUUAGGACAUCUUACAAACACUACAGAUUGGUUUAAAUCCAAAUUAGAGGAAUAAGAAAAGAGGGAAUUGCAUUAAGACCCAGCAUUCUUGAUUGAAGAAUUGAAGAAAAAAAUGGAUAAAGUGAGUGAAGAAUACACUAAAAUUAAAUCUAUUUCUAAACCUAGAAAAGUAUAUAUAAUAAUUAUUAUAAAAGACUCAGGAAUAAAAAGAUGAAGAAAAAAAGAAGAAAGAGGAGAAAAAGUAAUAAAAUAAAAAAGAUUCAGAAUCUGAUUCAACAAAAGGCUCAAAGCAAGAACAAUAAAGUUAAUAAGAUGAAAAAGAAGAAUAAUAAAAUUAAUAAUAAUAAGAUGAAAAUUUUUAAGAUUAAUAGGAUAGUCAGACCUAAGGAGACGACGAUCCAACAAUUGAGGAUUUGUGA
Molecule: messenger RNA, 2831 nt
Organism: Paramecium pentaurelia
Lineage: Eukaryota; Ciliophora; Oligohymenophorea; Peniculida; Parameciidae
Source: the annotation of a GenBank genome assembly